Mauremys mutica (yellowpond turtle) is the source of this 2837-nucleotide messenger RNA. It is a transcript of the gene ANKRD10, whose product is annotated as ankyrin repeat domain 10. The record is from RefSeq and is a predicted model, not a curated record. Lineage: Eukaryota; Metazoa; Chordata; Testudines; Geoemydidae. The coding region runs from base 638 to 1690 and encodes 350 amino acids. Gene Ontology annotation, molecular function: protein binding. The transcript has 6 exons.
ACUAACACGGCUACCUCUCUGAUACUUGACACAUAUUUGAAAAGACAACCAAAAAACCCAAACAGAUCCUUUUGCUAUGUUACCAGUGACUGCACUACAGAAAUUUUAAAUGGAAAGAAUUGUAAUACACAUACUCUUCAGCAUUUUUAUGUUAUAUUUUCAUUUAACUCAACAAGGAUACUGAAAAGUUAAUAAGCAUUUUACUUUCUUCUUAGAGUUUGAGUUUCCAAAACUUUAGGGAAAUAUUAAAGUAGAAUUUUUAGUUAUCAUUCUUUACUGCAUACUCUUCAUGCUCCCUUCCUUUUAAACUUUCCUGAAAACAUUUAAGUUCACAGUAGGUUUUGUUUAUUAAAAAAACUAAAGUUCUAGCAAAUGCUACUUGACAGUGUCUAUUUAAAGUUGCAUUUACAGCUUUCCAGAUCAGAAACGUAGCACCUUUUCUGACAGAAGCAAACAGAAUACAAAUCCCUGCUAUAAUUGUCUCUAAAGUAUCAGUUUUUUCCCCUAUCAAAUUAAUGGUGUUGGGUUUGUUUAAAAAAAUUUUUUUUGGCAAGAAUUACAUUUCUCUUGGCUAUUUCUUUAGUGGCUGAGAAACCUGGAAGAGGUGGUGACGGCCCAGUUUAUUAUUUUAUUAGUCAUGUUGUUCAGCCUGCUUCCACUAAUGCUGGAGUGUCUAAUGCAGUUAGUGAGAGCUGGCGCUACUGUAAAUACCUGUACAACACGUUUUGCCCAAACACCAGCCCAUAUUGCUGCUUUUGGAGGACAUCCUCAGUGCCUGAUCUGGUUGGUUCAAGCAGGGGCCAACAUAAACAAGCAGGAUUAUGUUGGUGAAACCCCUAUUCAUAAAGCAGCACGAUCUGGUAGUAUGGAUUCCAUAAGUGCCCUUGUAGCUCAUGGAGCUCAAAUAGACUUGAGAAAUGCCAGUGGACUGACAGCAGCAGAUCUUGCACAUACCCAGGGCUUCCAAGAGUGUGCCCAGUUUCUCUUGAACCUCCAGAACUGUCACCUGAACCGUUUCUUUAGCAAUGGCACGUUAAAUGGAGGUCCCAAUCCAGUCAAUGGUGGGACAAGUCGAAAGAGAUCCUUUGAAGAUGUGGAUUCUGCUGGAGUAAAGAAAGCUAGGACUGAAGCUCAUAACUUUGGCUUAAUACCAAUGAUGAAUGGAGGAAAUGAGGAUGAUGCUGACAAUAUGCACAUUGAUAAAGAGUUUGCUGUUGUAUCAGAUAUGAAUAGCAGUAGCUCCGUUUUGAAUGCAUUGACAAAUGGAUGUACCAUCAAUGGACAUUUGGACUUCACCGCCAUAACACAGUUCAAUGGAAUGGAUGCCAGGCAUGAAGAAUGUUUAACAUUAAUACCUAAUGGAAUAACUCCUGAAGUAGCUUCUGCCAAUAGGCACAGAAUUCACACCAGUAACGGCACUGAAGAACCAGAAAAAGCCAUGAAUACUUCUGCCGAUAUGUGUGGUUCACUGCAUCUGAAUGGAAGCCCAAGUAGCUUUGUGUCUAACAGGCCAUCAUGGGUUGAUGAUCUUGGAGAUACUUUGCACUAUGGGCAUUAUCAUGGUUUUGGGGAUACCGCUGAAAGCAUCCCUGAACUUAACAGUGUUGUUGAGCAUUCAAAUUCUGUUAAAGUUGAACAGAAAUACGAUAAUACUGUCUUAGGCACAAUGUAUCUUUAUCAUGGCUCCUAAAUCAGCAUCUUGUUUGUCAAAUUCAUGUUGAAAUUGCUAGCAAAUGUUUGAGAGGGACAAAAAAUCCUCACCUAGCAUUAAAUCUGAAGAAUGCAACUAUUACUAUUUUUACACUUUUGUUUAUAUAAAAAGUAAACCUUUCAUUUGACAGUCUUAUACUAUAGUUCUAAUUUGUUGCAUGUAUGGGGCUUAUUUAGUGAUGCAAGUAGGUGGUGUUACAAUGAAAUGUUUAUUCUUUGCAUUUUACUAUGGAAUGUUGUGGUUUUUUACUUUUAUUUUAUUUCCAAGCUAGUGAACACUAUCUUUCCCCUUUUUAAAAAAUGUUUUCCCUCUUAUUAAUAUGAUCAAACUGUAUUGAAUUUUGUGCAGAAAACAAGUUAUGUGUUUGUGCGUGCAUUACUCUUGAAGUAAAUGUUUUCCUUUUUUGUAUUCUCUGCUGAAGCUAUGGUAGCAACAUCAAUGCCAGCUGUCACUAUGCAAGGUUUGAAAAGUGUUGUUCUUCAAGGAGCUUCUCUGAUUUACAAAUUGUGCAUUUAUUGAAUUGAAAGUUCAUCUUUACUUUCUAUGACAAAUGAAAUGUUAAAAAUGCAAAGACAAAAGUUUGAAAAAUGUUUCACUUUAAUGUAGCAUAGGAAUUAUUUUCUUCAUUGUUAGGGCCCUUUGCAUUAUAGAAGUGGAAAAGCAGAUUACCCAUAUUUGGCUGCAAGGCAGGGUUGGUUCUGAUUUUUGGACUUUAUUUUUCUUCUCUAUUUUAAAUGUGUGCUUGAUAUUUUACCAUAGCUCACAGCUUGGAGGCAUGUUGGCACUGUUUUUGCUUUUUAUGCAAUUUAAAAUUACUGCUACUUGUUAUAGAAAUCGUCAGGUCAAAAUAUUUGACUGAUUUUGAUAUACUGUACAUAUAUUUUGUUCGCUUUGUGUUUUUUACAACUGCUUUCUAAUGCUGUGUAUAUCUAGCCAGUUAAGAUUACUUUUAGGGCUAUGUUCACUGAAAAUACAUUGUAUUUAAAGCUUAUUACAAAAGUAAAAGUUCAUACAAGUGCUCUGUAAAAACAUUAAAUAAUGUAAGAUACUACUUUUUGUGAUUUGAUAAAAGAACGGUGGGAGAAUAUAUUAAACAAAAGAAAGCCAGUAAGACCUUUGAACUGUA